Equus caballus (horse) is the source of this 1622-nucleotide messenger RNA. NCBI's taxonomy places the organism in Eukaryota, Metazoa, Chordata, Mammalia, Perissodactyla, Equidae. The record is from RefSeq and is a predicted model, not a curated record.
UGGAGUCCGAGUGGGAGAGGCUGACCCUUGCCUUUUCUCGCACGUCUAUGUUCCCCUUUUUUGACAUCGCCCACUACCUGGUGUCGGUGAUGGCGAUGAAGCGUCAGCCAGAUUGGAACAGGUCACCAUUUCUUGAGUUAUCACCAGAUGCUUAUCAUUAAACCUUGGCGUCACUUCAAUUGACAGGAUGCGUACACCACAGAAAAUUCACGUCUGCCAACUCAUGUUCACUUCUGGGCACAUUUUGUUGUGUGGAAUGGUGUGUGUGAAAUAGCCUCUCGUUUUCCCUUGAUCACUGAUGAGUUGAGGACUUUCCUUUUUUUGGAGCAGCAGCAGAGGCCCGGAAGAACCCUUUUUCAAGCUGGUUUACUGCGAUGCUCCACUGCUUUGGUGGAGGAAUCUUAUCCUGUGUGCUGCUUGGCGAGCCUGUAUUGAGGUUUCUUGCAAACAACACUAAUAUAUUACUGGCAUCUGCAAUCUGGUAUAUUAUAUUUUUUUGCCCAUAUGACCUAGUUUCCCAGGGCUAUUCUUUCCUACCUGUUGAAGUCUUGGCUGCCGGAAUGAAGGAAGUGACCAGAACUUGGAAAAUAGUAGGUGGAGUCACACAUGCUGAUAGCUAUUACAAAAAUGGCUGGAUAGUCAUGAUAGCUAUUGGAUGGGCCCGAGGUGCAGGUGGUAGCAUUGUCACAAAUUUUGAACGGUUGGUGAAAGGAGAUUGGAAACCAGAAGCUGACAAAUGGAUGAAGAUGUCCUAUGCGGCCAAGGUUACCCUGCUGGGGUCAAUUAUCUUCACGUUCCAGCACACCAAGCAUCUGGCAAUAUCAAGGCAUAAUCUUAUGUUCCUUUAUACCAUGUUUAUUGUGACCACAAAGAUAACCAUGAUGCUCACAGAGACCCCUACUGUGUCUUUCGCCCCUUUUGAGGACAUGCUGAGCCGGAUGCUGUUUGGCUGGCAGCAGCAGUUCUCACCAUCUGGAAAGAAAAGUGAAACGAAGUCAUCUUUUAAUGGCACUGGUUCAUCCACCUCAAAGCCUACAGCUGAUGCUUCAGAUAAAAUGAAAAAGAAACAUGCUAAGAAGACUGAGUAAAUUUACUUGAUGAACUCUAGAAGGCAAAAAAAUUUUUCUUAUUUCCUCUCAGGUUGUGGUAAAUAUUUCUAUGUAAAUGAUAUGAAAUAAAGAUUAUAUAUAAGGAAUGGAGGUGACAAAAAGAAAACUUCUUUCUGUUUCAGGGAGACUAUCCUUUUUCGGAUUGUAAUUCUUGAGUGUUAAGAGAGUAUCAUGUGAAAUUGUUUUUCUAAGUUAUAUAUAAAAGAUUCUAUUGUGACUAAUAGUUUUAGAUUGAUAAAAGAAGGCUAGAUGUUUUUAAUGUUAGAAAAAGUAAACUUACUAUCAUUGAAAAAUAUUAAAGCCUUUUUGUUUUAUUUAGGUAUUUUCGUAUAUAUUUUUUAUUUGAAUCUAUUUGAGCUUUAGUUCAGGAAAAUUAAACUUUUACUUCACAUUAACAUUAUAGUUCCUAGACAUGGAAAACAAUUCCUGUUUAAUUUUGAGCAGUGGGAAGAGUAAACUUUACCUAAAUCAGUUUAUAUUAUGAAUGAAAAUAAAUUACUAAUUUAUAUCUCA